UAUGGGUUCUUCCCGACGCGUUGCGCAAUUAGAGUAACACCUAAAUUCGAGUUUGUUUUGCGCAGCGUCUUCAUCAGUUCGUUUUUGGUUAUGUAAAGGUUUAGCCAGGCUCCGAGUCGGAGGAUAUCAUUCACCGAUGGCAAUUGGCAUGAUGAAACGUGUGCGUAGCAAUAAUUCACUAUCCACGUAUCGUCGCAGCCCGCUUUCGACCUCGACAACGACUUGGAACGAUUACAGGGACCUUAGGUGCUGGACCUGCAUACCCUUCGCGAAAUGGAAAAUCCGAUUCCCGAGAGACAUGUCUUUUCACUACAAACCGCGUUUGGUCUGCGCGUCGGGGACGCGUUGCAGGACAAAGUCACAGGAAGAGAAGAUGUCACAAUACAAUGUGCAGCAUUGAAAUACCCAGUCUCCACGAGCGAACGAGGAUUGACUCUAGUACUCACGCACGGAAUGUCUAGUCAUAAGGAGAGUUAUCACCCUAUGGUUGCCCGUCUCCUGCGAUUGAACGUUACUGGAACUCGUGCCGGUUUGAUUAGAGAAAUAUGGUCAGUCGACAUGCCCAACCACGGCGAAAGCGCCGUUUUGAACCGCACCUAUCUCGAAGAUCGGCAGGAGAGGGGGCGGAAAGCGGGUUGGGAUGGGAAAUGCAAUACGAUGGACUUUUCUUCCUAUUUGAAUGCUUUUCUCUCUAUACCGCAGCUCCAAGGUCACCGGGUAGUCGGGAUCGCUCAUUCGGGAAGUUGUGUGCCGUGGACACACGCACUCACGCUCCUUGACCACACCCAUCCACACCCCUUUGCUCUUAUACUCAUCGAACCGGUCUUCAUGUUCCCCGGUAUGCCGCCCACAGAUCCCCGCGCUAUCCACGGCGCCGCCAACGUGCGCGGCGUACUCACCAAACGGGGCAAGUGGUCUAGUCGUGCGGAGGCCAAGCGGUGGCUGUUAGGUAUCAAAGGAGGUGACCCUAAGAGCCGGCAAAGCAAGCAGGGAGGUGUGGAUGUUGGCGGGAGCCUGGAGCGGCCAAAGGGCCUAAGUCAGAGUGAUAAGGGUGCAAGUGUGAAUAGAAAUGCUAAGGGCGCAAGGACUAUAUGGUCGAAAUGGGACGAUCUAGCACUAGAUCUGUUCGUGGAACAUGCACUUGAGGAGGUCCACGAGCCAGCGCAGGCACCACGGAUGUCUACAAGAUCGAGCUCCUACGUACGACCCACACUUCGCAAGGAGGAGGAAUCACCGCUGUAUGCGUGUCUCCAGCAUACAGUUGAACCUGCCGAGCUCACGCGCAUGUGCGUGGCUUUGACUCCGGGUAGUGGUGGAGCUCCCGGCUCCGUUAAUGGCGGCGUGGGCGGCGUACAUGUUAUAUGGGCAGACAUAGAGGAGUUUAUAUCCAAAUCUACUAGAGCCGAGAUCCUCGACGCUAUGCAUUGCGUCCAAUCUCAACGCGUAGUUUCUGGUUCAGGUCACCUUAUACCACAGGAGGAUCCGAGCGGGCUCGCGGAUGCCCUCCGUGAUGUGCUGGUCGGUCAUAUAGCGGUCGCAGCGGGGAUUACCGUACGGGCUCCUCUGUGAGGUGGCGAAGCUGGGUAGAGUGGUUUCGGAGGGGAUGCGGUGGUAGCGGCGGGUGGCGUUCUGUGACGAUAGGAGGAGUAGUAAUGGUGAAUGUACAAUUACGUGUCACUGGAGAAUUUGAGAA
This is a messenger RNA of Pisolithus orientalis, 1693 nucleotides long. RefSeq lists its product as uncharacterized. NCBI's taxonomy places the organism in Eukaryota, Fungi, Basidiomycota, Agaricomycetes, Boletales, Pisolithaceae. Bases 274 to 1569 code for a protein of 431 amino acids. The record is from RefSeq and is a predicted model, not a curated record. The transcript is spliced from 7 exons.